AUGGAAGACGCUUCUGAAGACGUUGCUGAAGACGUUGUCAUGGCUGAUACUGGAUCUAAUCAAGUAUUCAGCCCCGCAAAGACAAUGGAAAAGGUCCCGUCGAACAUUACAGCUGAGAUAGAAGACAUCGUCAUGAUUCUUCAGGAAGCUGCGGAUAAGCCUGAUGAAGUAGAAGAUGUCGAAGACAAUACCGAGAUCGAGUUUCAAGUCGUGGGAAGUUUCACUGCUGUGGGAAUGGUCGAAAAGACGAAGAAGAAUUCACUAUAA
Molecule: messenger RNA, 267 nt
Organism: Talaromyces rugulosus
Lineage: Eukaryota; Fungi; Ascomycota; Eurotiomycetes; Eurotiales; Trichocomaceae
Exons: 2
Coding region: 1-267 (88 amino acids)
Source: RefSeq, a predicted model, not a curated record